Botrytis cinerea B05.10 is the source of this 1606-nucleotide messenger RNA. RefSeq names its product Bcvvd1 (gene Bcvvd1). Gene Ontology annotation, cellular component: nucleus. The transcript has 3 exons. The record is from RefSeq and is a predicted model, not a curated record. NCBI's taxonomy places the organism in Eukaryota, Fungi, Ascomycota, Leotiomycetes, Helotiales, Sclerotiniaceae. The coding region runs from base 430 to 1110 and encodes 226 amino acids.
GGCCACUCAAAGUUAAACUUGCAUACUUUUUGACCAUUUCCACUCUUCAAGAAAGUAUCGACGAUACUCCGCAGGUAUUAAUUCUCGCUCCUAAAUCCGAAAUCCUAAAUCCUAAAUCUUAAUCUUAAUCCUUAAUCCAUAAUCCGUUCAUUAAUGCUAAAAUACCGGUACCCCAAAAUGCUGAUUCCACCCAUUCCAAUCCAAUCCAACCCCCUCCCCUCCUCUCCCCCACUUCGUCCAAAUCAUAGUUUUGAACCCUUUUCACAGUAUUUCGAGGGAAUGGAUAUAAAGAAAAGGGACCCGGAAAGAGAGAAAAAAGAACACCACCAAUGUCAAGAAGCACAAAGUAAUUCUUUGUGUUACAAUCCUCCAAGCCUCGAGUCAUACAUCUUCUGAGGGAAACGCUGAAAGGAUACUUACUACGUCGAAAUGAUGUUGUCUCCUGAACAUGAGGAAGAGCUGAGGAAGCUGAAAGAGCUUCAAGCCUUGUAUGCAGAACAUGCGGCCGUGAGGGAUCAACAAAUGCAGCAAAGUGGAAGUCCAAGACCAGAUAGUAGAGAUUCUGCUUCUUCCGAUCCUAUGAUAUAUCCAGGCUUGUAUUCUCCAAGUGGUUUCGACGUGUUACAAAUUCUGUUUCAAAUCCAACGUCGUCCAAAUCCAACAUAUCCCCUGGGAAAUAUCGAUAGCGGUGUGGCUCUCGUCCUGUGCGAUUCCGCUCGUCCUCACUGUCCCAUCGUCUACUGCAGUGAACCUUUCCAACGCCUCACCGGUUAUUCCCAAGCCGAAAUCAUUGGCAAGAAUUGCAGAUUCCUCCAACAACCUUUCAAUCCAAACACCUUUGAUUAUCUCGGCAAUGCACCAACGAUGAAGGGCAUCCAAAAUCCCAAAACCGAUCCUAACGCCAUGGCGAAAUUAACCAUUCGAAACGCGCUCGAGUGUGGCUUGGAAUCACAGGUCACUCUUAUCAAUUAUCGAAAGAAUGGAGAGCAAUUCUUGAAUGUUUUGACGACGGUGCCGCUUAGAUGGACGACGAUGGAGGGAGAAGAGAAGAAUUAUAUUGUGGGAUUCCAAGCGCAAGCUCCACCGAUGUACAGGCACCGUUCCGCUUGAGUUUUGUGACGGGCGAGUUACAUGGGUCUUUCCCCCUUUGAUGAUUCAACGAUAUCUUCUCGGAUGUUAUUCACGUGGCGAUUAAUUAAUGGUGGUGUGGAGUGGAACUUUUUUUUUUAUAAUGAAUAUACGGAAUUGGAUGAUACCCCUCAAAUUUCUUGGAUGGGAUUUGAGCAUUAUUAGAUGGUCAUUCAGCGAUCGGGACAUGGAGUACUGGGAAUUGCUAGGGCUGUCAGAUAUACAUAUGGGAUGGGAUGGGAUGGGAUAGCAUGGCGCUGGUGGUUUGAUUGAUUACUUAUUUGAGUAUGUUUGGGAGAUUAUUCUUUGAGAAUAUCGAAUAACGUUUGAUGAUGGGGGCGAGGGGGUGAGGGGGUGAGGGGGUGCAUGGGAAAGAAGCUGGUUACCUCGCAGAGGGAUAACCUCCUAGAAUGAUUAGGAUGAUUAAGUAUCUAAUCCGCAAUUACAAAAUAACAGUAACAAAAGUUUGAAGUGUGCA